Molecule: messenger RNA, 13718 nt
Organism: Xenopus tropicalis (tropical clawed frog)
Lineage: Eukaryota; Metazoa; Chordata; Amphibia; Anura; Pipidae
Gene: pkhd1l1
Product: PKHD1 like 1, gene 1
Exons: 79
Coding region: 246-12893 (4215 amino acids)
Cellular component (GO): membrane; plasma membrane
Source: RefSeq, a predicted model, not a curated record
AGUGAACAGUUUUCCUGGAAUUUUCUUUUUUUUUUGUGUGUAUCAGCCAAACCUGCCAGGGUAUACACGCCAUGGAAACUCUGUGUGUUGAGGAUAUUGACAUUUGCAUUUAAGGGAUCUGCCUAAACUGAGCAGAUAUGCUGUUAUCUCAUCCCUAAGAAUCAGGAGAGAAGAGUUCCAAGCAAGGGAAAAGCGGAUCUCACCUAUAAGCCACCGGCUAAUGGUGGAGAGAGGCUGCCAGCACAAUGAUAGAAGCUGUCCUUCUCCUCCUCAGUGCCCUCACCCAAGUCACAUAUGGACAGCUGAGGGUGAAUGGAAUUUCUCCAAACUCUGGGAGUCUCAACGGUGCAACCAGGAUCACAAUCCUAGGGCAGGGUUUUUCUGAUGCAAACCAGUUUAAUUACGGAGAUGGGAACGCUGCCCUGGGAAAUAGCGUCCAACUGGUGUCGGCCACCUUGUCCAUUCCCUGUGAUGUGGAGAAAGAUGCAAGCCAUGCAGGCCAAAUAACCUGCUACACUAGGUCAAUGCCGGCUGACAGUUAUCUCAUAAGAGUGAGUGUAGAUGGAGUUCCUGUGCCAGACAGUAACGUUUGCUAUGGCAAUCUCCAAAGCUGCAGAUUCACGGCCCAUAUGUACUACACCCCAGUUAUAAACACUAUUACCCCAUUCUCUGGAACUCCAGGUGCAAUGAUAACAAUCAGAGGAAAAAUCUUUACUGAUGUGUAUGGCAGUAACACAGCUCUGAGCUCCAACUCCAAAAAUGUCAGGGUAUUAAGGGUUUACGGUGGGGGAAUGCCCUGUGACUUGCUGAUUCCAAAUUCUGAUACCUUGUACGGACUACAACUUGACAGCACCAACAGUGAUAUGGGCACAAUGAUUUGUCAGUAUACUGGAACAUAUGUUGGCCAUCUCAAUAUCAGCUUUAUUUUGGACAGCAGUUAUGGACGGAGUUUACCAAGCUUGGCAACUUAUUUUGUGUCUUCCCUGAAUAAAAUCACCAUGUUCCAAACAUAUGCAGAGAUCACAGGCAUUUCCCCCUCUGUUGGAAGCACUGAAGGCGGCACAAUCAUCACAAUAACUGGGAACAACUUUGAUCAAACAGAUGCCCCUGCCCGAGUUCUUGUUGGAGGUCAGGACUGCAUUGUUCUUGGACUAACGGACACUACAAUAACAUGUCGAACUCCACCGAAGCCAAGUGUCCUGCCCACCCUGUUCCCAGGCAGCAGAGGACUGAAGUGUCAAAUGUGGAAUAAAACAUCUUCAUAUGCAAUCGACCAGGCCAUAAAUUUCAAUGAAAGUACCCCUAAUUAUGUUGGUGUUAGCUGGGUAGAAGAUGCAUCCCGGGCUUGGCCACUGUUAAAUUUUAUUGCCCGCCUCAGUGGCUUUUUUGUACCCUCUGAAACAGAUGACUACACCUUUUACAUCAAGGGAGAUGAUUAUUACAUCCUCAUGUUCAGUGAAACUGGCGACCCAGCAAACAAGACAAAGAUUGCAUAUGGCGGCUAUUCCACUUCUUACUUCUCUUAUGUGUCCCAGAUGUCAAGAACAUUUAGGCUUCAAAAAGGAAAACCGUAUUACAUUGAGAUAUAUUUGCACCAGUUCGGGGGGCCGUCAGCAGUAGACGUGGGCAUAUACAAGCCUAUCAGUGUCUACGGUGAAACACAGACUGCCGAUGCCGUUAAUGAAUUACAGGGUAUAGUGUCCCAGACGACUGUGUUACUAGAGCAGCAGACUGUAACAUUGCAGAACUGGAGCACUGCUACACCAAUAAAGGAAGUUCAAACAAUCAAUGUUACAAAACUUUGUGAUAGUGCUUGUCCAGCACUGUUCUACAGGCUCAUCGUCGGCAGUGAGAAAACAGAUUAUUUGUCAGCUGAUGCGUCGGCCGCUGAUGUUCAGACUGCCCUAAACAACUUGUGGUCUCUGAAACCAGACACUUUCAGCGUAACCAUGACAAGCUCAAGCAAUGAAAAUAUCUAUACUGUGACAUUCAACUCCCAAAGAGGUGAAUUCCAGUUGCUUUCCUAUGAGAUCCCAGAUGGGAGCAACCUUACUGUGACUGUGGCGGAAGAGACCAAAGGAAGAGCUGACAUGGGCACCUUCACCCUAGUGUGGGAUGGAGUUUACUCAAAGCCUAUAGCAGAUAAUGCAUCACCUGCAGAGGUGGAGAGUGCCAUUGAGGGGAUGCUGAGUUCCUUGUGCCCAGAUGGCUAUGUGAAGUACACGGAAAACAUGGCAGUCAAAUUUUUCAAGAAUUAUGAAAACGAUUUCACUCCGCUGAAUAAUCUAAGGGGCACUCUGUCGUAUACGGAAACCCCAGCGUUUUGUGGCCGCUUUUCUUUGAAAAAUCCAGUAACUGUGUUUGAUUCAGCGGAUGUUAGGCUUGACAAGACGCCGUACGGCCUUAUUUCACUGACCAUCCACAGCCAGAUGUGCUUCGCCUAUAAAGGAGCCCUAGCAAGUCAGAUUAACAUUGCUUUCCAGUACCAAGCAAGUACCGGUGUGGUCAAUUCGAGCAAUGUGUUUCCCUAUAAGUUUCCAACAUCAGACAGCUGGACGUACACGUGUGUCGACUUGUUGAACCUGAUAAAAUCCACUUACCCCGGCAAAAACUAUUAUGUGCAAACUAUUAGUCUACAAGCGGCCUCGACCUUCUACAUUGAUGUGCUCUAUAUUGGGCAAGUGGCUACAACCAACAAUAUUAAUGGUGCAGCUGUAAGAAGAGAACCCGCAUUGGCCAGCAGAGGAAUAAUGAUUUCAGAUGUUGCUGUGACUUCUCCGACAAACAGUUCUUUAAACAACCAGUACAAUGUAACCAUCACACCGGCGAAUUGUGGCUACAAUAUUCCACUAUUAUCUGUUGGCUUUUCAAUGAAGACUGACAACAUCUCAGGAAACACAGCGACCUACAGAGGGGGUUUGUGGCCCAACGGCACGGCUAUUACAAUCACCAGAACACAGGCUGCCUCUCCUCCAAUCGGGGGCACGUUUAGCAUUAAGGCUUAUGGGAAACAGAUUCAAGGUCUUGCAAUCAACAUAUCCAGUACAGACCUACAAUAUGCCUUGCAGACCAUACCGGAACUGGGCCAAGUUUCUGUAAGCUCCGGAAGUGUCAGCUGUGCUGGAAACUCCUGGAAUAUUAAAUAUUUAACAUCCACGGGCUCUCAGCCUCUGUUACAGAUAAACAAUUCCUUGGUAACGGGUAUAAAUGCUACAAUUACUGCAAAGAAAUUAAUCAGCGGAGGUCUGUUCCGUCAGCGCUUAUUGGGCGACUUCUUAAGGACCCCCAACAAGAACCCGCAGGUUGAGGUCUAUAUAAAUGGCAUCCCAUCGAAGUGUUCUGGGAACUGUGACUAUACAUGGGUUGGAGCUCAAACUCCAGUAAUCACUGGCAUAAAUACCACUACGAAUGACACUUCGCAGAUGUUGCAUAUAAGUGGAACUGGAUUCUCUAAAGGCUCUAUCAAUGACACAAGCUACGUGACCAUUGGUGACGCACCCUGUGCAAUUAUCGACAUUUCCGAAACUGAAAUCCAGUGCCUGAUCCAGCCAGCCAGUGCCGGUACCUUUCCCAUCAAGGUCUACAUUGGGGGUUCUGGGUUUGCGUUAUCCACUGGAAGCAACCUGACAUAUACUGUGCAGUCCUCCAUCUCUGCUGUGUCGCCAUCCUCAGGAAGCCUUGCAGGGGGAACACUUGUAACAUUAAUUGGAACCGGAUUUAGUGAAGGAUCCGUUGUCCAGUUUGGAAGCAAUAAGUGUGACAUUCUGUUUGCAAAUCUAACAACAAUCCAGUGUCGGACUGAAGCAGAAUUAGCAGGAUCUGUCGAUGUGGUUGUUCUCACAAAUGGAUAUAAAGCAACGUUACCAAGCUCAUUCAGCUACAGCGCCUCCGUCACGCCAGUCAUAACAGCAAUCAGCUCCAACAGCAGUAGUGUUUUGGGUGGGGCAAUUCUGACCAUUUCUGGGAAUAGUUUUGGAAGCCAGUCACCCAACAGUGCAGUUCUGAUUGGAAAUGUGACUUGCCAGACACUUCAGUGGAACCAAUCAGAUAUUACAUGCACGCUGCCCUCUAACCCUCCUGGGAAUUACAGUGUUUUGGUGCUAGUGGAUAAUUUGGGAUUUGCAUCAGUCAGUUCACCGGACCAAUCCUCCAUUACUUAUGUCCUAGAAGUUAACAGUAUCCAUCCAAAGUUUGGCUCUCUCUAUGGAGGAACUCACAUUACAGUGACAGGUUCUGGAUUUAGCACUGAUCAGACAAGCAAUGUGGUGAAAAUCGGAGACGUCCCAUGCAACAUCACCUCCAGUUCAGAAAAUGAAUUACUAUGUACUGUUCAAAGUCCAGGCAAAGUAUUUACUGUGACAAAUAAUGGAAAAGACCCAGUGUACGGAAGUGGAUAUGCUUGGCUACCAUCAAGCCUAUAUAUUUCUCUUGGGGAUACGGUGGUAUGGACAUGGCAACCACAGCCCUUCCUCACAGGAAUUGGAUACAGGGUAUUCUCUGUCUCGGACCCUGCAAAUGUAACUUACGAUGGCAAAACCUUUAUCAGUGGGAACACCAAAUCCCUAUCUGGUGUCUUCUCCUACAAGUUCACAUCCCCGGGAACCUAUUAUUACAGCAGUGGAUAUGUCAAUGAUGCCAGAACCAUCUUCCUACAAGGAGUAGUCUAUGUAUCUCCAGCUCAGGAUCAGAGCAGUGCCAUAUAUGUGUCUGUUGGUGGGAUAGAAGCCCAGUACAACCCAGCUUCAGCGUUGCGUCUGUCAAGAGCAGUGGACAGUUGCCUAGCACCAGAGCCAACAUGUCCUCAACUUUCAAAUAUCACUUCCAGUAAUUCUCUCUCAUUUGGGUUUUCAAGCUGUUUCUCAUCUUCCAUAACCAGCAUUAGCCCUUCUUAUGGAACCAUACAUGACUCAAUAACCAUCAAUGGAACUGGAUUCAGUGAUACUGAGUGUGCCAAUCAGGUUACAGUUGGGGAAUAUCCUUGCACUGUUUCCUACGCAGACCAGAAUACUGUGAUCUGCAAUGUAGACCCUCAGAACUCCAUGCCGGUUGGGAUUGCAGAGCUGGUUUCACUCACAGUGGAUAACUAUGGAAAUGCCAUCAACGCCAUAGCCAAGGAAAUGGAUCGACGCUUUGCUCUUCUGCCUCACAUUGAUUCUGUUACACCCAAUAAUGGAUCCACCACUGGAUUCACAAGAGUAACCAUACACGGAUCCGGGUUUUCCUAUACAAAUGGCAGCACUGUUAUUUCUGGUUUGAGCUGUACUAUCAUUUCAGUGAAUUACACAGACAUUAUAUGUGACACGCUCCCCGGCACACCACAGAAUAUCCAAGUGAAUGUUCUAGUAAAUAACAUUGGGAGCCAGUGCAAAGGGUCCUGCAGCUUCUCAUACAUCAGUAGUGCUUCCCCUGCUAUAAGCAGUAUAUCCCCUACUUCUAUAUACAACUCUACUACAUUGUACAUAACUGGUUCUGGAUUGGGCACCAGCGAUAAUGACAUUUUAGUUUAUGUGGGAAACUGGCUGGCACAGGUAAUUAGUUCUAAUGACACAGACCUAGCCUGUACCAUUGGCCCUAUUCCUGCUGGCAAUUACACUGUCAAAGUUAUUGUUUUAAGCACGGGGUUGGCAACAGGGAAGUUGACUGUAACUAGCCCGGCACAGGCAACUCUUCUAACUCCAUCGGGAAGCACUGAAGGCGGCACUCUCCUAUCAAUCACAGGAAAUGGAUUUGACCCUCUCAAUACCACUGUGUUGGUUGGUGGAACAUUGUGCCAAAUUGUGUCCGUGGCCCCAAGCAACAUUCAGUGCCUUACACCUCCCUCUACAGCUGCAGGGGCUGCAACAGUCUCCAUCCGUGUACGUUCUGCCACUUACCCACCCCUGAGCUUCUCAUAUUCCCAGAGUGACACCCCCAUUGUGUCUUCAGUCGUUCCAAACACAGGUGUACCAGGAACUCCAGUUACCAUCACUGGAUCAGGAUUUGGUUCAGAUGCCACAAAGACCUCAGUAACUAUAGGCAACACAGCAUGUACUAUAGCAACAAUAUCAGAUACCCAGGUACAGUGCACCACGGGCAACAACGCCGGAGGAACUUUCCCUGUCAUACUGAAAACUGAGAAGGGAUUCGCCAAGUCCAACGUGCAGUUUAAAUACCAACUGACUAUAACAAAUGUCUCUCCAAAUACAGGAAGCUUUGCCGGUGGAUUGAUAAUCACCCUCACUGGAUCUGGGUUUGACCAACUGAACUCCAGAGUCUUUGUGUGCAACUCAGAGUGCCAAGUAGACAGAAACCAGUCAAACCCAAACUCCCUAAUUUGUGCAGCUCCUCCACAGAAUGCUUCUGGCUCUACACUGACUUGUGAUGUCCAGGCUGCAAAUGGCAAUAAUUCUGUCCAGCUGAACAGCUCCUUCACCUACAAUUCUGCCCUGACUCCUAUAAUAUUUGAUGUGACCCCUAAGAGAGGUGGUACAGCUGGCGGGACAAAUCUCACCAUCACUGGCUCACAGUUCAGCUCAGACAUCUCCCAGAUCACAGUUACCGUAGCACAAGCCAACUGCCAAGUGCAUUAUGCCAAUAGCACGCAAAUUAUAUGUGUAACGGGAGCUCACUCUCCUUCACAACGUACUAAGGUGCAAGUGAAGAUUGACGGAAAAGGACUUGCCACAAUGCAAAAUGCUGAUUUCUUCUACAUUGACGUUUGGUCUUCAAGAUACACUUGGGGGGGAGACACUCCUCCUGAUGAAGGAUCACUGGCAGUUAUCACACAAGGACAAACCAUCUUGUUGGACCAAAGCACUCCAGUGCUAAAGAUGCUUCUGAUUCAGGGGGGAAGUUUAAUCUUUGAUGAAGCUGAUAUUGAGCUACAAGCAGAGAAUAUUCUCAUUACAGAUGGAGGGCUUCUUCAGAUUGGAACUGAAGAUGCGCCAUUCCAGCACAAAGCAAUAAUUACUUUGCAUGGACAAUUACUGUCUCCUGAGUUACCCGUGUACGGUGCUAAAACGUUAGCCGUCAGGCAAGGAACGCUGGAUCUACACGGACAACCAGUGCCUGUAACUUGGACCCGUCUGGCACAAACAGCCGAAGCUGGAACGUCUACUCUCGUCUUGCAAAAAAGUGUAACUUGGAAGCCUGGAGAUGAAAUCGUCAUAGCAUCUACAGGAGAUAGACACAGCCAGAGAGAAAAUGAGAAAAUGACAAUCUUGAGCAUUUCUCAAGAUGGUAGAACUGUGAAUCUAACACAGCCAUUAACUUACAAGCACUUGGGGAUAUCGGUCACUCUUCCUGAUGGCACAAUAUUUGACGCAAGGGCAGAAGUUGGCGUUCUUACGAGAAAUAUUCUUGUGAGAGGAUCUACUAACGUUGAAUGGAGUGACAAAAUAAAAGCUUGUCCUGAUGGAUUUAAUACUGGUGAAUUUGCUACACAAACAUGUUUCCAGGGAAGAUUCGGCGAAGAAGUAGGAAGCGAUCAGUUUGGAGGCUGUAUUAUGUUCCACGCUCCAAAGCCAAAUCAGCUUUUGUCCAUUGGAAGAAUAGAAUAUGUGGAGGUAUUCCAUGCAGGACAAGCUUUCAGGCUUGGGCGCUAUCCAAUACACUGGCAUUUAAUGGGUGAUCUCCAGUUUAAGUCAUAUGUACGAGGCUGUGGCAUUCACCAGACAUACAACAGAGCUGUUACCAUUCAUAACACCCAUCACCUUCUUGUGGAAAACACUGUAAUAUAUGACAUUAUGGGAGGAGCAUUCUUUAUUGAGGAUGGAAUUGAGCAUGGGAAUAUCCUUCAGUAUAACUUGGCUGUGUUUGUUCAGCAAAGCACCAGUCUCCUAAAUGAUGAUGUCACUCCAGCUGGAUUUUGGGUAACUAACCCCAAUAAUACAGUUAGGCACAAUGCAGUGGCUGGGGGCACACACUUUGGUUUCUGGUACAGAAUGCACGAUAAUCCAGAUGGUCCCUCCUAUGACCCGACAAUUUGUCAAAAGAGAGUCCCACUUGGUGAAUUUUACAACAACACGGUUCACUCUCAAGGAUGGUUUGGAAUCUGGAUUUUUGAAGAAUAUUUUCCAAAGGUGGGUGGUACGUGCGGUUCUACUACUCCACAGCCUGCUGCUUUUAAAUCACUGACAACUUGGAACAGUCAGAAAGGGGCAGAGUGGGUGAAUGGUGGAGCUCUUCAGUUCCACAACUUCACAUUGGUAAAUAACCAAGAUGCAGGUAUAGAAAUGAAGAGAGUUUUUUCAGAACAUGUUGGUGGCUGGGGAGAAGCAAUUGGAGCUGAAAUUAAGAAUACUAAAAUAGUCGGCCAUGUUGAUGAACUUGGGUUAGGCUCCAGUUACUGCACUGCCAGAGGUAUAGUUCUUCCAUUUGACGAGGGCUUAACGGUGUCAUCUGUAACCUUCAUGAAUUUUGAUCGGCCGGGAUGUGCCAGCAUAGGCGUUACCUCGAUUGCAGGAUUAUGCAUCGACAGAUGUGGAGGCUGGAGUGCUAAAUUUGAUGGCAUAAAGUAUUUUAAUUCACCAAACAAGGCUGGAUUCAGAUGGGAACAUGAAGUUGUUUUAAUUGAUACAGAUGGUACUCUAACAGGAGGGACUGGAAAUAAAGUGGUACCAGAAAGUGGAUUGCUGGAUCCCUCACAGUGCAGUAAAAGCAGUGACUGGAGUGUUGGGUUCAAUGGAUACGUCUGUAACUCCACUGUCAGGUUCCAUCGCUUGGCCUUCAACAAUCCAACGCCAACUUCUCUUCUUGGGAAGGAUGUCAUCCUUUCAAAUUCUUUUGGUGUCAGCGUUGUACCUUUUCUUGCGAAACGCCUGACUCAUAAGCCUGGAUGGAUGGCUCUGCUGCCCAGUACAACUACUUAUAACUGGUAUUUCAGGAAUUCUGAUUUCAUCUCAAACAUCACCUAUCAGUCAACUUUCUAUGGCUUUAAGAAUUCCGACUUUGUCAUAGUAUCCCACAACCUUACUCAAAGGCCAGACAUGUUUACAAUAGUUGACACAAGAAAUGGAUCUCAGCAGCAAGUGACUUAUGAUACCAACAACAACGGAGACUGGUACUUUAAUGACAACACGACUACAUUGUAUUAUCUCGUAUCUGGAAAACACAAGUUACAAAAACGGGCCAUUGCUGGGACACUGGAUCCUGAUAUGACAAAUGUUAAUGUCAAUCUUAAAGUCAACAACUGCUUUUUCAAAAACUGUAUCCCUCCUCCUCCAGCCUCCACCAUUGUGCCAUCGGUCUAUGAUUAUUGGUCCAACCGUUCCUUCUGGGAAUCAUCUGUAGAGAACAACAAAACGGUUCCAAAAGAAGGAUCCAAUGUGAUCAUCCCUGCAGACAAAUGGGUCAUAGCUGAUGUAGACAUCCCACCUCUAGAAAAGCUGGUUAUUUAUGGCAUUUUAGAGAUACGAAACCUCACAAACAACUCAACAACAAGAAGCAGCAGUGUCUACAGGACAACUGUUCUCAGUGCUACGUACAUAUCUAUACAGGGUGGAAGGUUGAUAGCAGGAAAGGAGAACAAUCCAUUCCAAGGGGAGUUACACAUUAUUCUAAAAGGAAACCAUUCAACACCAGAGAUGCCCCUGCCUAAUGGUCCCAACCAGGGCUCCAAGGUUCUUGGUGUGUUUGGCCAACUGGACCUGCAUGGAAUGCCCCGCUCUGUUUACAGAACUAAGUUGGCAACAACAGCAGCUGAAGGAUCCCAGACUAUUACUUUAGUGGAUGCCGUAGACUGGCAGGCUGGAGAAGAAAUUUUAAUCACUACCACCAGUUAUGAUACGUGGCAGACGGAAACCAGACAAAUCGUCACUGUGUCUCCUGACAUGAGAACUAUCACUCUGAAUGCUUCUCUCAACUACACCCACAUUGCUGAGAGCUAUUCUGUGGCCAACACAAGCUGGAAUUACACACUGGCAGCCGAUGUUGCUUUAUUGACCAGAAACAUAAAGAUCAUUGGGCAAGAUUACCCAGGCUGGUACCAAGAAUCGUUUGGUGCGCGGGUGCUGGUUAGCACAUUCUCGAUGAAUAACGUUCAGUAUACAGGAAGCGCAAGAAUUGAAAAUGUUGAAUUUUACCACAGUGGACAGCUGGGCUACACCGACCCAUCAGACCCCCGAUACUCAUUGGCUUUCCUGUAUCUUGGAGAGGUAUCGAGGAACACCUCCUAUGUCCAAGGCUGCUCCUUCCAUCAGGGCUUCUCGCCAGCAAUUGGUGUUUUUUCCACCAACGGAUUGGAUAUUGAGGACAACGUUAUUUACUUUACAGUGGGAGAAGGAAUCAUAGUAUCAGGAGAACGUGUAACUGUGCGGGGAAAUCUUGUAUCAGUCACUGUCUGGCCAGGAACCUACCAGGGAAGAUUUGAAGUAACCAAUAUUUUAUGGCACGCUGCCAUACAGAUCAAUGGAGGAACUGACAUAGUGUUACAGAACAAUGUGGUUGCUGGAUUUGAAAGAGUUGGAUACCGCAUUAAUGGGGAACCCUGCACAGAUGGGAAUGACACCAGAGUACAGUGGCUGAACAAUGAAGCACAUGGAGGAUUACAUGGAGUUUAUAUGAAUAAAGAUGGGCUUCCUGGGUGUUCCCUAAUCAGAAGAUUUACAGUGUGGAGAUGUUGGGACUAUGGCUUUUACUUCCAGACACCAAUGAGUCUGAAGAUUUCGGAAUCUGUGUUAGUUGAGAAUGGCAUAGGAAUAUUUACUAUUGUGUACGAACCACCAUCAGUCUCUCAUGAGUUAUCUAACAAAACUGUGGACAUCUCGAAAUCAUUACUUGUGGGGAGCAGUCCAAGCUUCAACUGCAGCGAUAUCCUGACAGAUGAUAAUGCCAAUAUUAAGAUAUCAGCAGGACAACGAAGCAUCAGGCCUCUGACAGGAGGAAGAAGUGGAAUCUCUUGGCCAUCAUUUAUCUCUUCUCAUAAUGCCGCACCGGAAAAACCCUUCGCUGAUACUAUGAGUUAUAAUGCAAUAACUGGCCUAAUGACUGUAGAAGAUACAACCUUUGUUGGAUACAAAAGUGUGUGCGCUAAUGAAACCAAUAUCAUGUUUUUUACGAACCCCCUCAAUGAUGACUUACAGCAUCCAAUAGAAGUAUCUGGGAUCCAAAUGGCUGACAGUACAGAAGAUCAAAAAGUAUUUAUCCACAGACCCGAUCUCUCGAAGGUUAACCCCUCUGACUGCGUGGAUAUGGACUGUGAUGCCAAGAAGAAAAGCCUAUUAAAAGAUCUUGAUGGCUCCUUCCUUGGGCAUCAAGGUGCUGUGGUUCCACAGUCAGAAUACGCAUGGGAUACAGAUCCAAGAUAUGGUGUUGGGGACUACCGCAUUCCUAAGGCUAUGUUGACCCAGCUUAACGGAAGCCGAAUCCCAGUGGCACAAGUGGCUCCAUACAAAGGGGUCAUCAGGGACUCAUCCUGUGUGUAUUUGUCUGCCUGGGAGGCCUAUAAAUGCUUUGGAUUAAAUUAUGAGAUGCUUGUUAUUGAGAGUCUUGAUAGUGAUACAGAGACAAGGAGACUGUCACCAGUUGCUGUGUUGGGUAGUGGUUACGUUGACCUUAUCAAUGGGCCCCAAGACCACGGCUGGUGUGCUGGAUACACAUGCCAAAAAAGAGUCUCACUGUUCCACGCUAUAGUGGCUAGCAAUAAGUCAUUCGAUAUCUAUUUCACAAGCACCAGCCCACAGAGUCUCCGCCUUAUCCUACUGAAUACCGACAGUUCAAAAGCUGUCCGUGUUGGUAUAUUUUACUCAAAUCCUCAGCGGCUGGAUGUAUAUGUUAACAAUUCUUAUGUACUUCCAACUAAUGGAUAUGUACAAAGCAAUGGAGAUGUAUUAUUUAAGGAACCUUCCUACACAGGACAAUACACGCCUCAACUCAGUUCCAAUGUUGAUGGAGAAAACUACUUUGAUAAUGACUACAAGAUGCUCUAUAUCCUGGUUAGAGGGUCAACUCCAGUAGAAGUGCGUACCACUCCUUUGAUAGUCGUUUCCUUUAACCUACCCGCCAUGACAGAGGAUCAGUUCUAUGGAGCCAACCUGGUUACAAACCUUGCGCUCUUCCUGAAGAUCCCAGCGCAAAAAAUCCGCAUUACUAAAAUAAUCGCUGAAGGAAGUCAACGAAGGAAAAGGGCAGCUGGGGGGCUCACCGUGUCUGUGCAAAUUGCAGAUCCACCCGGUCAACAAGCAAACAGCACUAACGGAACAGGUAGCCUGAACUACUCCAAUUUUCAAAACAUAAGUCAAAGCUUGGCCGCAGCUGCAGUCAGUGGCAGUUUGAGUUCUUUCCUGAAUGUUACUGUCGGCUCCUUGUCCAUCUCUGAUCCUGUCCCAUCUCCAAGUGAUCCAGCAUGGAACCAGGUUGCAAACCAGACUGUAGACAGAACUCAGAGCACUGUUGGAAGUUACUUGGCCAGUGUAUCUACUCUCGUUGUUGUUGUGCAGCCGGUGGCCGGGACACCAGGACAAGUCCUAUCCCAACAGCCAGCAGUAAUGGCUCUGGAUUCUAAAGGAGCCUGCGUCUCUGUAAGUGUCAGCUCUCUGUCACUAACAGCACGGCUGAAGAACAGCAACAACACUUAUGUGGACAGUGGGCUUGGCGGAAAUACAACUAUUCUUUUCAAUGGCUGCUGGGCCAAUUAUACUGAUCUUACUCUCAAACUACCAGGCAGUGGUUUUACACUGGAAUUUAUGCUCAACAAUAUCUAUGGACAGACCAGAUCUUUUGAUAGUAGAGCAGCGCCGACCACAAGCUCAGCAACAACGACGACAACGGCAACAACAAAGACAACAACAACAACUACAAGUAGUGGCCAACCGGUCGCACCAGACAGUGGAUCUGCCAUUAAAAGCUCCCUGUACACAAUAGUGCUGCUUGCAAUCACUCUCGUUGGGAUGAAUGUAUUUAUGGACCAGCCUUGAGUGGAUCGACCAGCAGCUAUCUGGAAAUGGAAGAAAGAAAUAUCGUAGAUGAACAGUUAUGUGACCGAUACAUUUUCAAGAGAAAUAUGAAAGCACUAUGAAGGCAACACACAUACAAUAGAACCCCCAUUUUGAGUUUUUCAGGGGACCAGAAAAAAAUGGUGCAAAAAUCCGGAAAAAUUUAAAAACAGGGAAGUUUAUUAUGUGUUAUAUCUUAGUGGGACUACAAAACAAUGGUGUAAAAUGCAGGAAAACCUGAAAUCAGGGGAUGGAAAAUUGAUCUAUAUACUAAACGUAUGUUAUGUAACUAUAUUCUGAAAUAAAUAUUUCCUUUUUCUAGACUGACCAGUAAUGUAACAAGAUACAGAUAGAGCAGACUUUAAGUAUUGUUGUUAUCACAGUUGCACCCAAACAAUACACUAUAUACUACUGCAGAAACUAAGCUAAGGGGCUCCCAAAAGGUUCAGUAGGGCCACACUACAAGAGAGCACAGAUUCAAUGCAUAAUAGUAUCAUCCAAAAGGCAAAUUGCCAAUGAGCUCAAACUUGCAAGAAGGUAGUUUGCCAAUCAUAAAUGUGUGCAUAAAUACGAUUUCUAUGAUUAAAAAUAGUAUUUAAUCCAAACAGAAACAAAGAUAAUAAAUGAAAACUAGAUGAUGAUUCUCUAAAUAUGUAUUUUGUAUAUACAAUAUAUAUGAUGUCUCUAAUUUCUUAAUAUAUAAGAAAAUAUUCUAUUUUAAUAUUUGGAAAAAUAUAGAAUAAAAUGAUUUCUUCCACAAAAACAUGCACUUUCCAAAAUAAACUUGGCUGAGCAACAACAAAAAAA